CACUCGUUAAGCUACGGAAUCAAGUGAUUCAACUUUCAGUGGAAAGCUGACGCUGCCAGCUACAACAUAUCCGAUUUUCAGAUCUCCGAGGAAGUAAGGGGGAAAGGUACUUCCUUACAAUAGUUGAUGACUGGAGUCGGCUGAUGUGGGCAUACCCGUUGAAGCAGAAGGAUCAUGCUGCCUCAACAAUACGAGAUGAUUGGCUGCCGUUCGUCGAGCGACAAUCUGGGCACCCAUGCAAGAGCAUCAGAACCGACCGAGGUGGAGAGUUUCUAGGAGGAGAUCUGACAGCGUGGCUCAAGAAACAAGGCAUUGAGCAUCAGCUAACGACGUCCUAUACCCCUCAGUCAAAUGGCGUUGCUGAGAGGGCUAAUAGGACCAUCCUGGAAACUGCGUGAGCGCUGCUGAUCGAAUCAGGGCUGGGGAACUCCAUGUGGCCUCAUGCGUGGGAGAAGCAGCCGGAGGCAAAGGUCACCCAGCAGCUGGAAGAGAUCACUAUGCACUUCGAUCUGUCCGAACCUGAGGACAGCGAAGUCACUGCGCCAACGGCAAGCGGUACUGAUGAAGGAAGCAAUGAGGAUAUUGCAGCUGAUGCUGAAGUCAAGGAUCCGGAGCAGCAGCUGCAAGAGGCUUCCAAAACACCAAGUCUGCCAAAGCAAAGGAAACAGAUUGGUGGGGGGACAAAGGAUUGGGUGAAGGUGAAAGAAUGGGUAAAUCCAACCAUCUACCCUGCACGUACCAGAAUGGCAACGAGAAAGCUGCUGAGCUCCACAAGUAGAGGAGCCACAACUGAGCAGCAGGAACAGGCUCAAGGCGAAGAUGCAGUGCUGUUCUUGGGUGAUGACCAAGAGUCAGAUGAAAGGGUGCGCAGAGGAGGCGCCGGGUGCCCUGACGACCCCAGUGAGGGGGAGAUUGUUGGUGGGGCACUGGGAUCGUCCUAGUUGAGUGUGGGAGGGCUACAGGUU
This is a messenger RNA of Closterium sp. NIES-67, 965 nucleotides long. Lineage: Eukaryota; Viridiplantae; Streptophyta; Zygnematophyceae; Desmidiales; Closteriaceae. The record is from the annotation of a GenBank genome assembly.